Myotis myotis is the source of this 1749-nucleotide messenger RNA. RefSeq names its product nuclear RNA export factor 2-like. Gene Ontology annotation, molecular function: RNA binding. The record is from RefSeq and is a predicted model, not a curated record. Lineage: Eukaryota; Metazoa; Chordata; Mammalia; Chiroptera; Vespertilionidae. The transcript is spliced from 19 exons. Gene Ontology annotation, biological process: poly(A)+ mRNA export from nucleus. Bases 1 to 1749 code for a protein of 582 amino acids. Gene Ontology annotation, cellular component: cytoplasm; nucleus.
AUGGUACAUGAAGUCAAUGAUGAUGGUAGUUGGGCUUCACUUCAAGGAAGUGAGAAAGGUUGGAGUUCUUUGCUUGGCAAUUUUGGAAACAGGACCGGUCCUUAUCAAUAUGGUGGAUAUGAGCUUCAGCCUCCAAACCUCCUGAAGGAUGAUGGAAACGUGGAGAUAAGGAAAGUCCAGAGGUACCAAAACAGACACACUCCCUAUAGAAGAGGACAGGACAGGAGGAGAGUGCAAUGGUAUAAAAAAGACUGUCUGCGUGUUACUCUCUGCAGUAAUGAAACACAUCUCAGAAGUGAAAUGGAGAACAUACAAGAUCAAACCCUGGGGAGUUGGUUCAAGGUCACAGUUGCCUAUGGAAGAAAGUAUGACAGGACAUGGCUAAUGGAUUCAAUCCAGAGCCAUUGCAGUGUCCCCUUCACUCCAGUGGAUUUUCACCAUGUGCAAAACAAGGCCCGGUUCUUUGUCCAGGAUGCUCAGGCUGCCUCUGCAUUGAAGGAUGUCAGCAACAAGAUUUAUGAUGAGGAGAACCAAAAGAUAGCUAUCUUUGUCAGUACUUCUGCUGUACCCUUCUCUGUGCGGGAUAAAUUGGAGCCAGAAAUAAUGGAACAGCUAAAGCUGACCAUGUACAAACGAUAUGAUGCCUCUCAGAAAGCUCUUGAUCUCCAGUUGCUCCGCUAUGACCCAGAUUUGGUGAGAUGUGAUGUUGAUAUAAUCCUGAAUAGAAGAAACUGCAUGGCUGCCACUCUGCAGAUCAUUGAAAAGGAUUUCCCUGAGCUGUUGUCCCUGAGCUUGUACAACAACAGACUGUGCCAGCUGGAUGGCCUGUCUGAUAUUAUACAGAUGGCACCCACAGUCAAGAUCCUGAACCUUUCCAAAAAUGAGCUUAACUCUACCUGGGAGUUGUGCAAAAUCAAAGGCCUGAAACUGGAAGAGCUGUGGCUGGAAGAUAACCCUUUGUGCGGCACCUUUCUAGACCAGUCUGCUUAUAUAAGCGCCAUCAGGAAAUGUUUCCCCAACUUGUUACGCUUGGAUGGACAUGAUUUAUAUCCACCAAUUGACGUUGACAUUGACAGCCACUACUUAGUAAAGCCCUUAAAGGAAAGCUAUAAUGGAUCUGAUGGUCUGAAGAAUCAAGUCCUGCAUUUUCUGCAUCAAUAUUACUUGAUCUAUGACUUUGGAGACAGAUGGAGUCUCCUCAGUGCUUAUCACGAUGAGGCCUGCUUCUCUCUGACUAUUCCCUACAUUCCAGACAACCCAGCCCCAAGCCGCUUAUUUGAGUACCUCAGGGAUAAUGAGUAUAUGAACUUCCAGAACCCCAACCUGCGUUUUCAGCUGCUGAGACAUACAAAAUAUGACAUUGUGAGCACCCUCUGUGUGUUGCCCAAAACUCAGCAUGACCUCAACUCCUUUAUUGUGCACAUAUGGUUCCAGUCGGAGAGCAUCCUCUUCCUCCCCCAGGAAAGCCUGUUCUUCUUUCGUGUCCAUGGGGUAUUCAAGGAAGGGGAAGGACAGUCUCAGGAUUCUGUGUGUGCCUUCACCCGGACCUGCAUUGCUACCCCUGCUAACAAUUCCAGCCUAUGUAUCAUAAAUGAUGAAUUGUUGGUGGGGGAUGCCACCCCCAACAAGACUCAGAAUGCAUUUCCCACCCAAGUGCCCAUACCUUCCUUCAGUACUGGGCCCACCCUCUCUCAGGAGCAGCAAAAAAUGGAACAAGUCUCCUCCACCCCAUCUGGGAUGAGCUUCUAG